Molecule: messenger RNA, 1157 nt
Organism: Durusdinium trenchii
Lineage: Eukaryota; Dinophyceae; Suessiales; Symbiodiniaceae
Source: the annotation of a GenBank genome assembly
UUUUGAUGUAUUUGCAGACCAAAUUUUCGGCCCUUCAAUGCUUCAAUUCCCAUUAUGAGGUACAGCUAGGAGUUGUGCCAAUUGACAAGAGUCAGCCUCGAAGAGAGAUGUUUAGGUUCAAAGAGAGAUGUUUGUCGACCCACCUCAGCUGUUUGCCCAGCUCAAGAGAGCACCCAUGCCAAGCCUCCCUCGGCGCGCCGCACAAGCCUUCUGCGCCUUGAUCCUUUGGAAGAGUCCCAUGCCACGAAGCUAUGCACUGCCGGAAAAGGCCUCUCAUGCCUUCACUGCACGGAUGUGCGCUGGGAGCCGCUUUCUAGAAAGCCAACGCUCAGAUGCAUUGUUUGUAGACCCCUUGGCGUCGAAACUGGCAGGGCCACAAGGCUUGGCGCAACCGAUGGGUGAUUGGAUCAUGGUGCCCCGAACAAGAUUUGGUGAUGACUUCGUGCUGCAUCACUACAUGAAAGCAAGGCCUUGUCGACAACUGGUGCUGCUUGGUGCUGGCAUGGAUGCGCGGGCCUAUCGCUUGAGAUUACCGGAGCUGAAAGUCUUUGAGGUGGAUCUGCCCAUCCUCUUUCAGGAGAAGGAGCCUCUUUUGGAGGGAGAAACUCUCACAGUGCAGUCACGUUCAGUUGUACCAACAGACUUUUCCUCAGGAGAGGACUGGAGUACCAAGCUGCAAAGAGAUGAACACUUCGAUCCCACUCAGCCCACUGUGUGGCUCCUGGAAGGCUUGAUGAUGUACCUCACAGACCGAGAAGCCACACAGACCUUGCGGCGUAUCGGUGCUCUGUCAGCUCCACACUCCGCGCUCUUCUUCGACGCGAUCUCGGCGAGCUACGUGCGACAGCGGAUUGUGGUGGGUGGUGCACCAUUUUUGGGAGGCUCUGAUCAUUAUGCUGAGUGGCUCAAGGAAGCAGCUUCCUUUGGACGGACGCAGGUGUGGGAUUUCAACAGCAUGCGAGUGGACCGCUGGAACCAACGACUCUCCAAGGAUUGGGCAAGGACUGUAAGCCCCGCUGAGCUCUAUGGCCGAAACGUGGUGCUCUUCGUCGAGAGUCAGAUCUGAAGUCCUCUGCGUGUGCUGGGAGCUGCGCAAAGCUUGUGCAAACCAUUGCCGUCAGCCGUCAGUUGAAUUGAGUUUGACAGAAGCUCCAAGC